This is a messenger RNA of Penicillium soppii, 2022 nucleotides long. RefSeq lists its product as uncharacterized. The coding region runs from base 1 to 2022 and encodes 673 amino acids. Lineage: Eukaryota; Fungi; Ascomycota; Eurotiomycetes; Eurotiales; Aspergillaceae. The record is from RefSeq and is a predicted model, not a curated record. The transcript has 2 exons.
AUGACAAAAUGCACCGGCAAACGAUGUACCUCCCAUUUUGGAGUCAUCUGCACCCAUCACCAGUGGCUGACUGAGCUCAGCUGUCUCAACGUUGCAUUCCCCUCCUCCAUUAUCGAAAGUUAUCUUCCGUACUGUAGUAGAUCAGUUCUCGCCAAAGCGCAGUUGUAUCUAUGGAUUCGUAAAGUCACCUCUCGAACGUGGCUUGUCGAUGUCGGCGACGCGAAUGGGCUACAAAAUCUCUCACCAGCCUCCCUAGCUAAAGGGUACGCAGCCGUUGACGUGAUUAACAAUGCACCAACAUGUCUGACCGACUCGGUUUCUGCUUUAUCGAUGGAACCGUUUCAACAUGUAAUGGCCUCCUGUAGUUUCGCAAGCACUAGCCAGCACACCGGAAAUGCUGCUCGACCUUGGGAAUAUAGUGAAGGUCUGCGGUCCAUGAUCGCUCUGGAUUUUGAAACUGUUGGUUACAACCUCGUCAGGGGUCGCAUCGGAGAUGGCGACUAUUUUGAUAAAGAUUGCUUCUGCAACGCCUUCACUAUAGAUCUUGAAAAGGAACCUUGUUUAGGAUCAGGACAAUUGGACUUCACAAAGGAGCGUCUCUGGAUUAAUGCCACCUGUGGAUCGGCAUACUUACCCGAUGAUUGGACAAAAUCACUCAAAACCACACAGUUCGCGUACAUUCCCAUCGACGAUUGGCACUGGCCUAAGUGUGUCACUGAUAUGCCGAAGCAGGUGAUUGAGCUUACUGAUCAGUGUGCAACCGAUGCUUGUGAGCUCGGUGGCUACUGUAAAGUCAAGCGCGCAGUUGACAGGGCCUGCUUUUGUCGCGAAAUCAGGUACGAUAUCUGCGGAGGUUCGUGCCAGAUAUUCGAGACCCGAAUAGAUUAUAUUAAGUGGCUCCAUGAUCUUUGUGGUAAUGUGCAGGACUGGCACGGUCUGCCAGAUAACUGGCGUCAACUAGCUGCCCCUACACCUCUCGACAUGAUUCCAUGGCGAUGGGCAUUGAAGCCAUCCAACGAUUCAGACAUUCCCUAUGUCACCCGUUCGGGACACAUCAAGGCAACGGAAACAUGUGCCUCGAAUGAGUCGAAGCUUGUAAGCUUUGCUCUAGUCAAUAUAGCUACUUUCCUUGUGGCAUCUCUCGGCCAGAAAACAGGCAUACAUCGAAUCACACGCGGCUUUCUAUGGCACUCGCACCCGUGGUGUUGGAUUUUCAAGGGGACUUUAAUCGCUGGUCUGCAACUCCUUGCAAACUGGCUCAAUGUUCUUCUUGUUCAGAAAACCCCUGGUUAUAAGGACGUUCCUGUUAUUCAAUUAAUGCUUCUCUGGUGCUCAAUGCCUCGGCCUGCUUGGCUGACGAUUCUGUUAAUCGGUGUACAACCUUUUGGCGAGACGAAAUUCUUCGCUGCCGUGUCUUCGCUAUUUGCGGAAAUGAUCCUCCAGCUUAUAUCCUUAUAUCCCAUGGUUAUGACCGUUAAUUAUGGUCGAGAACACAAUUUCUACCUUGGAGGUAUGGAAGGAGCGGAGAGAAUGACACCGGCAAUAUUCAUGUAUGCUGGAGCACUCAUAUGGCUUAUUAUCUUUAGCGUGGUGUUCGCUCAGUACAUGCGGGCCACGCGUAGGAUGAAUCGGUUGACUAGACCUGGUAGACUUGACCUGCCAAAGUGCCAGAGAGACAAGCAGACGACAUCGAAAAUUGCAGAGCUGAUGGCCCACUUGGAUGUGAUGGACAAGAGUGGGGUUUCGGAAGAAAAACCGUUGACAAGGAGCGAAGGAAGAGAUCACACGGUCUAUGGCACUUUUACUGACAAAGGCCAAGUUUACUGGGUUUCCCCCAAGGAAGGUUCGAGAUUGUAUGCGGCUACGGUAAUAAGCAUGCUGUUUCUCUGGGUUGCGCAGUGGUCCUUUUGGGCUGGAUUUAUUGGUCUUAGUUCGGAAGAGUUCUGUCCCCCUCAGCUGAAGGUUCUCACGGCUGUCUGGACCGUGUUCUCAUCAGUAGGCGCCAUUGUCAUGAUGAUUUGA